GCGUUGCUACAGCAGGAGCUGGGCGGUGGCGGGCGCUGCUGGAGCGUCCACCCGAUCCGUAGGCGCUGGCGCAAUGAACGGACUGGAAGGGAAUGAAAGUGUUGUCCAAGUAGGAGAAUUACUGCCUUGCAAGAUGUGUGGAAGGACAUUCUUUCCGGUAUUAUUAAAAAAACAUGGACCUAUUUGCCAGAAAACUGCAACCAAAAAAUGGAAGACUUUUGAUUCAAGCAGACAGAGAGCUGAAGGAACGGAUAUUCCAACAGUAAAACCUCUUAAACCAAGGUCAGAACCACCAAAGAAACCAUCUAAUUGGAGAAGAAAGGAUGAAGAAUUUAUUGCCACCAUUCGAGCAGCUAAAGGCCUUGAUCAGGCACUAAAAGAGGGUGGCAAGCUUCCUCCCCCUCCUCCACCUUCCUAUGAUCCUGAUUAUAUUCAGUGCCCAUAUUGCCAGAGGAGAUUCAAUGAAAAUACAGUGGAUAGACAUAUAAAUUUCUGCAAAGAACAGGCAGCGCGUAUUAGUAAUAAAGGAAAAUUUUCUACAGAUACCAAAGAAAAACCAGCUUCUCGGACGCUUAAAAAGUCCAAUUCUCCUGGAACCACUUCAUCAGGAUCUUCACGAUUACCACAACCGAAUGGAGCUAGCAAGCCUGUUGUAGGUUUGCCUUCAGGUGAAGUGUCUUCAGUUAACAGCUGUUUGGGAACUAAACUUCAGACCUUAUCUCCCUCUCAUAAAGGGAUGGCAGCCUCUCAGACAGGAACUAACAUCAAACCUCGAAAUUCCACACCACCUAGUUUGGCAAGAAACCCUGCCUCAGCUGCGCUUACAAACAAAAGAAAAACAUACGGAGCUGACAGCCACAUAGCAAGGCCAGAUGGGGACUACACAUCUUCGUUUAAUGGUGGAAGCAUUAAAAGCAUUAAAGGAAAUUCAUCUGGACACUUACCAAAAUUCUGCCAUGAGUGUGGGACUAAAUACCCUGUAGAAUGGGCGAAGUUCUGUUGUGAAUGUGGCGUUUGGAGAAUGCUUCUGUGAAUAGCAACCCAGAUGAAAACAAACCAGGUUCAAAUUCUAUGAUUAUUGCUGCUUGGACAGCUAGAGCACUUCCUCUGAUUAUUUUGUGCUAAAAAUAUUCAAAAUAUCUUUACUGGUAAUGUUUGGCAUAUAAUCUUAUGGCUGUAUUAUGAGUGUUUGUAUAUAUGUGUACAUAAGCUGUAUAGAAUAAAUACUUGAUGAUAUUCCUUAAACUGUACCAUGCAAGGAAAUACUUGUCUUUCAGAAAAUAAUUUCUAAUGGAAUCAUUAGCUUAGGUAUUACAUUUCUCCUGUUGCGCAGGCACAUUCAAUGUAUGUCUCCACAAAUUCUCAGACUUUAUGCUUCACACUUGGGAUAAUCAAAACUU
This is a messenger RNA of Ochotona princeps (American pika), 1400 nucleotides long. RefSeq names its product zinc finger C2HC domain-containing protein 1A-like. Lineage: Eukaryota; Metazoa; Chordata; Mammalia; Lagomorpha; Ochotonidae. The record is from RefSeq and is a predicted model, not a curated record.